AUGCGACCAAAGAACGACGGCACCGGCCCUGCGGGGGUUGCGGCAAACGGGCUGGCCCUGAGGGUGGUUAUCAUGCGGGCAAGGAAUCUGGCGGCCAAAGAUCGUAGUGGAACUUCGGAUCCGUAUCUUGUUGUCACCCUUGGCGACGCCCGAAUCGUCACCCACUCCGUCCCCAAAACGCUCAACCCCGAAUGGAACGUCAUCGAGGAGCUGCCCAUAAGCUCUGUACAAAGCCUGGUCGUAGGCGUCAUAUGCUGGGACAAGGAUCGCUUUGGCAAGGAUUAUCUCGGAGAGUUCGACCUAGCGCUCGAAGAGAUCUUCCAGAACGAAGUCGCCGAACAAGAGCCACGGUGGUAUCCCCUGAAGAGCAAGCGCCCUGGCAAGAAAACCAGUGUCGUCUCCGGCGAAGUGCAGCUUCAAUUCACCCUAUUCGACACUACAGCCCCAUUCCUCCCUCAGCAACAGCUGUUUGAAAAGUUCUACGCACUUGUUGGCACGGUUCCCGUCGGCUCGUCCCGAAAUGUUACACCUACCGAAACUCCACUGCUCACCCCGAGUGCCGCGGCGCACUUGGGGGGCUCGUCGUCGGCAGACGGGCUUGGCGAUGAAGACGAUGAGGAUGACCUUACGGAGCUCGAGGAAGAUAUUGCCGAUGAUGCCGAGGAUCCCUCAAAACCAGAGACUGCCGAGAAGCGUCGGCGGCGACUUCGCAUCAAGGGCCUCAAGAAGAAGAGGCGGCAGGAUCCCUACGCCUUCACCAAUAGCGACUCCGACGUUGUUGGCAUCAUCUACUUGGAGAUUUCCAAGAUCACAGACCUUCCACCUGAGUCGAACCUGACGCGGACUGGCUUCGAUAUGGACCCGUUUGUCGUGGCAUCCCUAGGCAAGAAGACCUACCGCACCAAGCGAGUCCGGCACAACCUCAACCCGGUCUUCAAUGAGAAGAUGAUCUUCCCGGUGCAGAAUCACGAGAAGCAAUACUCGUUUGCUUUUACCGUCAUCGACCACGACAAGUAUUCCGGCAACGACUUCAUCGCUUCGUGCAACCUGCCUAUUCAGACGCUCAUAGAAAAGGCGCCCCAGGCAAACCCAGAGACGGGGUUGUAUGAGGUUCGCUCUCCCGAACCGGAACCAAUGCCGGCGCCGGUUGUCACAAAAUCUCGUCUCCAGAAGCUCGGGGUUUCCCGCUCCUCGUCGACGCAGAGUCUAAGCAAGAUGAUGAAGGCGCAGGCCCCUAGGUCUACCCCUUCAAACGGCUCUUCUUCCCUUACAGCGCUUGGCGAUGGAAGCGGCCCUCAGUCCAGCAGCACGUCCCUGGCACCUGCAGAUGCCCUUGCCAACAUCCCAGUCGAAGCUUCAGAGCAGGCCAUGGAGGCGGAUGACCCCGAUCUCGCAGAUUACGCUCUACCAUUGAAGAUGAAGAACCUGGAUAAGUGGGAAAGCAAGCACAACCCCGUCAUCUACAUGAGAGCCAAGUAUGUACCAUACCCAGCCCUCCGCCAGCAGUUUUGGCGGGCGCUGUUGAAGCAGUAUGAUACAGACGAAAGCGGUCUGAUCAGCAGGAUCGAGCUGAGCACAAUGCUGGAUACUCUUGGCUCAACAUUGAAGGACUCCACCAUUGACAGCUUCUUCCAGCGCUUCCCUCACAAGGCUGCCGAUAACGAGGACUCGUGGGAGCUGACCUUUGACGAAGCCGUGCUGUGCCUGGAGGAUCAGCUGCAGGCCAAGAGUCGAUCUGGAAGCAAGACUCCUAUUUUGGAUGUAAAGAGCCUCAGCCUCACCGGCAAAUCAUCGUCUGGAGAUUCCACUGGCCAGCCAAGCUCCGACGGCUCAGGAAACUCGACACCCCAGAUCAUGGUCGAGCCGCCAGCAGAGGCGACCACGCCUAUUCCCGAGAUCAGCACGCCCAACGAAGAGGGAGAGGAGGGGUAUUUUGAUCAAGAAUCCAAGGAAGAACACGUGGUGGAGAUUCGCGAGUGCCCCAUCUGCCAUCAGCCGCGCCUGAACAAGCGCAGCGACGGCGAUAUCGUUACGCACAUUGCGACGUGUGCAAGCCAGGACUGGCGCCAGGUCAACACAGUCCUCGUGAGCGGAUUCGUGACGGCCAGCCAAGCGCAGAGAAAAUGGUACUCCAAGGUCAUCACCAAGAUCUCGUAUGGUGGAUACAAGCUCGGCGCCAACUCGGCAAACAUUCUCGUUCAGGAUCGUCUCACGGGGCAGAUUAACGAGGAGAAGAUGAGCGUCUAUGUGCGCUUGGGUAUCCGACUCCUCUACAAGGGGCUGAAGUCGAAGGACAUGGAGAACAAGCGAAUCCGGAGAAUGCUGAAGAAUUUGAGCAUCAAGCAAGGCAAGAAAUUUGACGACCCUGCUUCACGGGAUGAAAUCGAAAAGUUCAUCGACUUCCAUCGCCUGGACAUGUCAGAAGUCUUGCUGCCGAUUGAAGAGUUCAAAAACUUCAACGAGUUCUUCUACCGCGCGCUCAAGCCGGGGGCCAGGCCGUGCUCGGCGCCAGACAACCCUCGUAUCAUUGUUUCGCCGGCGGAUUGCCGAAGUGUCGUCUUUAACCAGAUCUCGCAGGCGACCAAGAUCUGGGUCAAGGGUCGCGAGUUCAACAUGAAGAGGCUCCUCGGAGAUGCCUAUCCAGACGACGUCUCGCGGUUCGAGAACGGCGCUCUGGGCAUCUUCCGACUGGCCCCCCAGGACUAUCACAGAUUCCACAUUCCCGUCGAUGGCGUCAUGGGCAAGCCCAUUACCAUUGCUGGCGAGUACUACACAGUCAACCCAAUGGCGAUUCGUUCGGCGUUGGAUGUGUACGGCGAGAAUGUGAGGGUGCUGGUGCCCAUCGACAGCGAGGUCCACGGACGGGUCAUGGUCAUCUGUGUCGGAGCCAUGAUGGUGGGCAGCACAGUGAUUACGCGCAAGGAAGGCGAGCACGUGAGGCGUGCCGAAGAACUCGGCUACUUUGCGUUUGGUGGCAGCACGAUUCUUUUGCUGUUUGAGCCUGGCAAGAUGCGAUUCGACGACGAUCUGGUAGACAACUCUAACGGAGCCCUCGAGACCUUGAUUCGCGUCGGCAUGUCGAUUGGACAUUCGCCCACUCAAUCACAGUGGACUCCAGACAUGCGUAAGAACGAGCAGGACAUCACGGAAGCUGAUAAACAGGAGGCGAAGAGACGAAUCCAAGGCAGCGCGGCGCUGGAGGAAGAGUCGCCUGGUGGCAGCGGUGAUGAGAACCGGGGAACCAAGAGGACAUCGCUUCCCCCGACCGUCAACACGAUGGCAGCAUCAGCACUGUAG
Trichoderma aggressivum f. europaeum is the source of this 3297-nucleotide messenger RNA. RefSeq lists its product as uncharacterized. Gene Ontology annotation, biological process: phospholipid biosynthetic process. The transcript is spliced from 5 exons. NCBI's taxonomy places the organism in Eukaryota, Fungi, Ascomycota, Sordariomycetes, Hypocreales, Hypocreaceae. Gene Ontology annotation, molecular function: calcium ion binding; phosphatidylserine decarboxylase activity. Bases 1 to 3297 code for a protein of 1098 amino acids. The record is from RefSeq and is a predicted model, not a curated record.